GGGAUGUGGCAUAAAUCUCGCGUGAAACCUUGUUGCCGGAACAGCAGGGAAGAGGCAACAGGAUAGCAGCACGAAAGAUACACAGGAUACACACGGAAUUCGAACGAAUUUGAAGACCUCGAAGAACGAACCCUUUUAGUUUGAUGGACGUCCUUAUCAGUCUAUGGUCUAACUUAUGAACGUGUCGGGUCAACGUCAACAAUAAUGUAACAAUAAGAUCAGUGUGCGCCUUACGCAAGCAUCGCUUGCACUGGAUGGCCACGAUGGAGAGGAGUGAGGAACCGAUGAUGUGCUGGGCAGUUUUCACCACCCUCUGCAGUGCUUUUCGGUUGUAGGCAGAGCAGUUGCCAUACCAAACUGUGACACAUUUGGUGAGGAUGCUCUUGAUGGUGCUGCGGUAGAAGUUCACAUCUGAGGAGACAGGUGGACUUUAUUUAUCUCCUCAGAAAGAAGAGACGCUGGAGGCAAGUAGAGGGAAUGCCUGGACCCUGAGAGGACUAAGGCCAUAAUUGAGGCCACCCUGAAGCAGCUCCCAGGAUUGCUGGGCCAGGCAAUAAAUGCCAAAGUGACAGAACUGAGGUUCCAUAGCAAAAACAAAAAUUGAAUAAAAGAUGAGAAGUCUUUCUUCCUCUUUAUACUGAUACUGGUUUAUGUUAAGUAAAUGCAAUAGUGAAAUAUGUACUGAUCAAUGCUGAAAAUAUCAAACCAUAGAAUAUGACUAUAUUACAGAGAUGUCUGAAAUAUAUAGAUCAUGUGGUCAGAAUUUCCACGAAGAGUCAUGUGAUCAUGCUUCUUAGUGUAAAAUAUUUAAAUAAUAAUAUGCAGAAAAUAAGAGUGGCCAAUAUUGAAUAUUUACCUAGAUUUUAAAAUAUAUUGAUGAUUACAUGGACAUAUAUUUAUUUAACAUAGAUGGAAAUAUAUUUAUUUAACACAGAUGUGCUUACUGGAAUAUGUUCAAGCUUGUGGAUAUGUUAAGUCUCUGUAUGGAAUGGCUGUAAUCACAAUCAUCUUCAUCUGACAUCUGAAUUUGUGUGUCUGUAUAGGGCUGAACGGGGUUUUACAAAAGGAUGUCAUAGCUAAUUUCAUAAACUGUGACAUGAAACUAUAAUCCACAUUAAAAUGUCUCACCACAAAGGCGUCAACACAACCACAUAUCAUCUGCAUCACAUCGAAAGGUAGUAGGCUAGCCCGAGCCCAAGUCGUCCGCGAAGCUUCCAGCACAGCUAAAAAUACUGAAGCCUAUACCGCAUAGGUUUGGGGAUAGCCCUGCCCAUUGCAUCCCCUGCUGAUAACUCUGCUGUCCUGUACGUGAGAUGACACGGUAAUUUGUGCAAAUUCCUCGUAUGCCCCCCUCAGCCCACUUUGCGUCAGUAUCGCUCUGGAAAGCUAUAGUUACACCUGGCAUAAGUUGCGCUUAUGGUUGGCAGAUCCAGAGAUGGGUUUGACACAAAGUUUCAAGACGGAAGGGGGUACCGGCGGCUAUCAUGUUCAUGGGAUUCAAGAGAAUUCACCAGCACAAAUAGCGGGAUUAGAACCCGUUUUUGAUUUUAUUUUAUCAAUUGGGAACACCCGACUGGACAAGGAGAAUGACACACUCAAAGAUCUGCUCAGAGCCAAUGUGGAGAAACCAGUCAAACUGGAAGUCUAUAAUUCAAAGGCACUAAGGAUUCGAGAGCUGGAAGUUGUUCCUAGCAAUAUGUGGGGAGGCCAAGGCCUUUUGGGUGCCAGUGUCAGAUUUUGCAGUUAUCAAGGUGCCAAUGAGAAUGUCUGGCAUGUCUUGGAUGUGGAACCAAAUUCUCCAGCAGCUCUUGCUGGGUUACAAGCAUAUCUCGACUACAUUGUGGGAGCAGACCAGGUGCUGCAAGACUCUGAGGACUUCUUUUCCAUGAUUGAAUCCUGUGAGGGGAAGCCCCUGAAGCUUCUUGUGUACAACACUAAGAUGGACCAGUGCAGGGAGGUUGUGGUUACCCCCAAUGGUGCCUGGGGUGGAGAAGGCAGCCUAGGUUGUGGAAUUGGAUAUGGCUACCUGCAUCGCAUACCAUCACAAUGGCCUGUGUCAGUGCCGCAGCCAGUUUUCAAAGACACAAAUGAGGGAGAUCUUUCUGACAAAGACAGUGAGCCUGCAUCACUGGAUGCUUUAGACCAGAUUGAUCACAUCAAAGGAACUUCAGAGACUGUGGAAAUCUCAAUCCAGGAUCCCUCACGCUCUCCAUUUACUCUGGCUGACACAGAUCAAGGCACCUCUGAUCUCUCAGGGAUUGUGGCCAUAGAAUGGUCUGAGAACAGGAACAUGUCCUCAUCACCUGCUGACAACCAAAGCCCAUAUCAGGGGAUAGGACACGAGAGCGCUUGUGGUGAAGGAUGCGAGGCUGACUCCAUUGUGAAGGCACAAACUAUGAAUGAACCUUUGAAAGAUGCUCCGGGGGGCUCAGGUUUGGCGCCCCCUAGUGAUGACCAGACGAAAAAUGCUAUGCCAGAGAAUCUGUCUGAAGCUCCACCAUCAGAGCGGUUAUCAAUUACAAAUGGACCUCUCCCAAUCAGUCCAUGUUUUGAGGUGUAUGAGGUACCUGCAGUUGAGCAUGACAGUUUUGCUGAAAACAUUGUGGCACAAGUAGCUGCAGCGGCCGGCCAUACCACGUCAGGUCCCACCCAAUCUCUUUCUCUCCCUCCUGCUGAAUAAAGGCAAUACGCUUGACAAGAAAUGUGGUUAGGACAUGGAACACUUAAGAAGAGUGGCAGGUUGGAUGAACACCAAGUUGCCUUUCUGUUAAGGUCUACAGAACAUCUACAGAAUGCAGUGCACACCGAUCGCUAAAUAGAUAACAUACCGUUGAGGUUUUGAGAGGACGUGACAACUGGAAACUUCCUGAUAUGAUUUCAAAAGGGGAUUUUUU
Messenger RNA from Alosa alosa (allis shad), 2894 nucleotides. RefSeq names its product golgi reassembly stacking protein 1b (gene gorasp1b). The transcript has 13 exons. Gene Ontology annotation, molecular function: protein binding. The coding region runs from base 1436 to 2680 and encodes 414 amino acids. Lineage: Eukaryota; Metazoa; Chordata; Actinopteri; Clupeiformes; Clupeidae. The record is from RefSeq and is a predicted model, not a curated record. Gene Ontology annotation, cellular component: Golgi apparatus. Gene Ontology annotation, biological process: Golgi organization.